Molecule: messenger RNA, 546 nt
Organism: Quercus lobata
Lineage: Eukaryota; Viridiplantae; Streptophyta; Magnoliopsida; Fagales; Fagaceae
Exons: 4
Coding region: 1-546 (181 amino acids)
Source: RefSeq, a predicted model, not a curated record
AUGGCCGUUCCAUUGUUGUUGUUUAGAGCAGACUUGCGUCGUUUUAUAAAGUCGACUGGGACACUUCUGUUGGCUUUCUUGCUAGGCUCAGCUGUCAACUACGUUGCCAUAUCUGAAGCCCUUUGUGUUUCUCCAUCAGUUUUGGCUGCUGGUCUAGCUGCUGAUAAUGUCAUCUGUGCAUUUGCUUAUCUUGCACCAUCUGGUGAGGCUAUGGCUUUGAUUCUAAUGCAGGUAUUUUUUGCUGUGAUUGGUGCUAAUGGAAGCAUAUGGAAUGUCAUAAUCACAACACCCAGUAUCUUUAUAUUUUCUCUAGUGCAAAUAGUAGUCCAUCUUGCCGUGAUACUUGGGUUUGGAAAGUUCUUUCGCUUUUACUUUUGGCAUCAAAUGCAAAUGUUGGUGGCCCUACAACGGCAUGUGGAAUGGCCACAGCAAAAGGGUGGAGUUCUAUAUAUGGUUGUUCCUGGCAUUCUUGCAGGAAUUUUUGGAAUUGCCAUUGCGAUUUUUCUCGGCAUUGUAUUUGGCGUCAAAGUGUUAAAAUACAUGUAA